AUGGCGACGUUCCCAGCGGUCAACACAUCAAUGCAGUCCCCGGAAACCAAUCUGGCGGGCGAGGGGCGAACACCAACGACUCCGCGACAGCCCGUCGAUCGAUCGCAAUCGAACACCGACCGAACGAACGAAGAACCAGCGCCCCGCACGCCGACCAGAUAUGAAUUUGGAGGUGUAACCGGCCAGCGGCCAUUACCCGAUGAGCCGUUCACCCCCGGAGUCGUUGGAGACAUUCGACCAGAGCAACAUGAACCGUUCAAGCGCGGAUGUUCGCACAUGAGCGCGACACAACACGACGACGGAGAUGUCGAGAUGGGUGACGGUGGGGAGGACAACCCAGAAGAUGAGGACGAUUCGGACAACGACAGUGUGACAAGCGAUUCGCAGAGGCCGUCAAAGAAGAAGAAGGGCCAACGCUUCUUCUGCACGGACUUCCCGCCUUGCCAGCUGAGCUUCACGCGGAGCGAGCACCUCGCGAGGCACAUCAGGAAACACACUGGAGAACGGCCGUUCCAGUGCCAUUGCUCCCGAAGGUUCUCUCGACUCGACAAUCUCAGACAACAUGCGCAGACCGUACACGUCAAUGAGGAAAUCCCUGGUGACUCGCUUGCCGCUACAAGCACAAGAUUUCAAAGACAAAUUAGGACGGAUAGAGUGCGCCCACCGAGUAGCAGAUCCCGAGCGUCGACUAUGGGUAGCAAUGGAGGUCACAGUAGGGGGCACAGCCGGAACCUGUCCUCAUCCAGCAUCGGCUCAACUACAUCAAGCAUUAGUAUGACCGAUGAUGCUCGGAGACGACCCCAGCCGUUAGCCAUGGCCAACGACCCGUCGCCUCGGCGUCCCCUCUCGAUUGAGACCUACCCGGCGGGUGCGCCCUUGCAACCUCCCUUUAUGUCUUACGCUCAGUCACCCACUGGCUACAGCACACCUACCUCGACGGUCUUUUCGACUGGCCCCGACAGUCCAAGAUUCCAGUCCAACAUGACCUCUCCAAGCUCUACGCUGGGGCGGUCGACUUUCUACAAUGGAGCUCGGCGCCGGUUGUCCUACCCCAACAACGGAUCCUUGCAGAGUCCGAACGCAAACACAUAUCCACAGCCAGUAUAUUUCACCCCAAUCCAGAGUGGGACUGCUGCGACGUUCUCACAGAACAGCAGCGUCUUUGCUAGUCCUACCAGUUCUGCCUUCUCGCACGGCCGUCGUGACGAAGAAGCAGAACUCGAGUAUCGCAGAAGGACGUGGCAUCCAGGUACCUACAGCAGUUACACUUCACGGCCGGCCACCAGCGGUCUGUCAUAUCACCAGACUCCGGACGAUCAGCAGCCCACUUCAUCUCACCAUCGUACUGCUAGUCAAGUCACCAGACUUCCAGGCAUUGAGAGCUUCGAUCACGCGCCUCCCGUCAAUCAGCGCCCACCGUCCAGCCCAAUGAUGAUCGACGGUCGCCCUACAAGCUCCGGAAGACCAUCAGAUGCAGGCUUGCAUCAAGGUCUGACUAGGCUUGACAUCACUGCUGCAAAUGCUCCAAUCGAUGGACAGUGGCAUGCCACUCAGCCGCAGAUGAUGCCUCCACCGGGCUAUGCAACGCAACAGCAGCAGCCAGCUACCGUGGCACCGCAUCAGGUAUAUCAACAUCACGCUUCAAUGCCAGAGCAGCCGGUUACACCUCGCAGGAACAAGCGACAAGCCUGGUAUGGCGGCCCAGUCAACCCAGCUAGUGUACGCUCUCACCGUCCAUCUCCCGAGGACUCCGGUAGCAGCGAUGGCGUACCGACCCCGGGCACAUCACAGAACGCUGAAUACCACCCGGUCAUCGUCGGCUCGAAUGUUCCUUCUGAGGCCUACUCUCAAACCGGACCCGGCGCGACGGAUGAACAGAAGGCCUACCCCCGAGACCCGCAGGCCUACCCGAUGCAUACUGGGCGCGAUCCUCGUCUUAACAUGACUUAUCAGCAACCACCGAAUAACGACAUGGGACGACUCGAGGCUCUGGUCGCCGUCGCUACAAGCGAGAACAGGGCGGUGGAGCGGUCUUGA
Molecule: messenger RNA, 2037 nt
Organism: Saxophila tyrrhenica
Lineage: Eukaryota; Fungi; Ascomycota; Dothideomycetes; Mycosphaerellales; Extremaceae
Gene: USV1
Product: Up in starvation
Exons: 2
Coding region: 1-2037 (678 amino acids)
Biological process (GO): regulation of transcription by RNA polymerase II
Cellular component (GO): chromatin
Molecular function (GO): DNA-binding transcription factor activity, RNA polymerase II-specific; RNA polymerase II cis-regulatory region sequence-specific DNA binding
Source: RefSeq, a predicted model, not a curated record